UGCGUGAUGACGCCACGACGUGCGCUCGGCGGCUCACCGGGGAACAUGGCGGCGGCUGCCGUGGAGCAGAGGAGGGCCUGAGGCGGCGGAAGGCAGGGAGGGCGCAGGCUCGGCCUGCAGGGACGUUGUGGAGAGCGAAGUAGGACCCUUCGCCCGUCGUUCCGCGCCCGGCGUGGGAGGGAGUGACUCCUGUGGUUCUCUGGAAAUCACUUAUGGUACUGGGGAUUGAAAUAUGAUCUGCUUUGGACAAGUGUCCUAGAACGAAAGUACCGCCAUGGCCACAGAAAUUGGCUCUCCUCCUCGUUUUUUCCAUAUGCCAAGGUUCCAGCACCAGGCACCUCGACAGCUAUUUUACAAGCGACCUGAUUUUGCCCAGCAGCAAGCAAUGCAGCAGCUUACUUUUGAUGGAAAACGAAUGAGAAAAGCUGUAAAUCGGAAAACCAUAGACUAUAAUCCAUCUGUAAUUAAAUAUUUGGAGAAUAGAAUAUGGCAAAGAGAUCAAAGAGAUAUGCGGGCAAUUCAGCCUGAUGCAGGUUAUUAUAAUGAUUUGGUCCCGCCUAUAGGGAUGUUGAAUAAUCCUAUGAAUGCAGUAACAACAAAAUUUGUUCGGACAUCAACAAAUAAAGUAAAGUGUCCAGUAUUUGUUGUAAGGUGGACUCCAGAAGGAAGACGACUGGUUACUGGUGCUUCUAGUGGAGAGUUCACCUUGUGGAAUGGACUCACUUUCAACUUUGAAACAAUAUUACAGGCUCAUGAUAGCCCUGUGAGGGCUAUGACUUGGUCACACAAUGACAUGUGGAUGUUAACAGCAGAUCACGGAGGAUAUGUGAAAUACUGGCAGUCGAACAUGAACAACGUCAAGAUGUUCCAGGCACAUAAGGAGGCGAUUAGAGAGGCCAGUUUCUCACCCACGGAUAAUAAAUUUGCUACAUGCUCUGAUGACGGCACUGUUAGAAUCUGGGACUUUCUUCGUUGCCAUGAGGAAAGAAUUCUUCGAGGGCAUGGUGCUGAUGUGAAAUGUGUAGACUGGCAUCCAACCAAAGGGUUAGUGGUUUCAGGAAGUAAAGAUAGUCAACAGCCAAUCAAGUUCUGGGAUCCCAAGACUGGGCAGAGUCUUGCAACACUUCAUGCCCAUAAAAACACAGUGAUGGAAGUGAAAUUAAAUCUCAAUGGCAAUUGGCUGCUCACUGCAUCACGUGACCAUCUUUGUAAACUUUUUGACAUUCGAAACCUGAAAGAAGAGCUGCAGGUCUUCAGGGGGCAUAAGAAAGAAGCCACAGCGGUGGCCUGGCAUCCGGUUCAUGAAGGUCUGUUUGCCAGUGGAGGGUCUGAUGGCUCUUUGUUAUUCUGGCAUGUUGGAGUAGAGAAGGAAGUGGGGGGGAUGGAGAUGGCCCAUGAAGGAAUGAUCUGGAGUUUGGCUUGGCACCCUCUUGGACAUAUUCUCUGCUCAGGAUCAAAUGACCAUACUAGCAAAUUUUGGACCCGAAACCGACCAGGUGAUAAAAUGAGAGAUCGCUAUAACCUAAAUCUAUUACCUGGAAUGUCUGAAGAUGGAGUAGAGUAUGAUGAUCUUGAACCUAACAGCCUGGCAGUAAUUCCAGGGAUGGGAAUACCGGAACAAUUAAAAUUAGCUAUGGAGCAAGAACAGAUGGGGAAAGAUGAAUCAAGUGAAAUUGAAAUGACAAUUCCAGGUUUAGAUUGGGGAAUGGAGGAGGUAAUGCAAAAGGAUCAGAAAAAAGUACCUCAGAAAAAAGUUCCUUAUGCAAAACCUAUUCCUGCUCAGUUCCAGCAAGCUUGGAUGCAAAAUAAAGUUCCCAUUCCUGCCCCAAACGAAGUGCUGAAUGACAGAAAAGAGGACAUUAAAUUGGAAGAAAAGAAAAAAACGCAAGCAGAAAUCGAACAAGAAAUGGCCACAUUGCAAUAUACGAAUCCACAACUUCUGGAGCAACUUAAAAUCGAAAGACUUGCCCAGAAACAGUCAGAGCAGAUCCAGCCUCCUCCAUCCUCUGGUACCCCUCUCCUCGGACCCCAGCCCUUUCCUGGACAGGGACCCAUGGCCCAGAUUCCUCAAGGGUUUCAGCAGCCCCAUCCGUCUCAGCAGAUGUCAAUGAACAUGGCUCAGAUGGGACCUCCAGGACCACAGGGACAGUUUCGACCUCCUGGACCCCAGGGACAAAUAGGUCCACAAGGCCCUCCGCUGCAUCAGGGAGGUGGGGGGCCACAAGGAUUUAUGGGACCACAGGGGCCCCAAGGCCCACCCCAGGGAAUGCCAAGGCCUCAGGACAUUCACGGACCCCAAGGCAUGCAGAGGCAUCCUGGACCUCAUGGCCCUCUGGGACCUCAGGGGCCACCUGGCCCACAAGGGGGUUCUGGGCCUCAAGGUCAUAUGGGUCCUCAGGGGCCACCUGGUCCACAAGGUCACAUAGGUCCUCAAGGCCCACCUGGCCCCCAGGGUCAUCUGGGCCCACAGGGGCCACCUGGUGGUCAAGGUCUUCAGGGCCCACCUGGUCCCAGAGGAAUGCAAGGACCUCCUCAUCCUCAUGGGAUCCAGGGGGGUCCAGGCUCCCAAGGGAUCCAGGGCCCUGUGUCUCAGGGACCAUUGAUGGGACUGAACCCCAGAGGAAUGCAGGGUCCCCCAGGCCCUCGUGAAAAUCAGGGCCCUGCUCCCCAAGGCAUGAUGCUUGGCCACCCACCUCAAGAAAUGAGAGGCCCACAUCCUCCAAGUGGACUGCUGGGACAUGGCCCUCAGGAAAUGAGGGGACCUCAGGAAAUGAGGGGUCUGCAGGGCCCUCCACCCCAGGGAGCAAUGCUGGGUCCACCCCAGGAGCUGCGAGGCCCCCCAGGCUCCCAGGGUCAGCAGGGGCCCCCCCAGGGCACUAUGGGACCUCCACCUCAGGGUGGCAUGCCAGGACCCCCUGGACCUCAGGGACAGCAGAAUCCGACUAGAGGGCCGCAUCCACCUCAAGGGCCAAUGCCAUUUCAGCAGCAGAAAACAGCUCUGCUUGGCGAUGGGCCCCGGGCCCCCUUCAAUCAGGAAGGACAGAACACAGGCCCCCCACCCUUGAUACCUGGCCUGGGACAGCAGGGGUCACAAGGUCGCAUCCCCCCUCUUAACCCUGGACAAGGACCCGGCCCAAACAAAGGUGACUCCCGUGGCCCCCCAAACCACCACAUGGGUCCUAUGUCAGAGAGGAGGCAUGAGCAGAGCGGCGGCCCAGAGCAUGGUCCUGAGAGGGGGCCUUUCCGGGGCGGCCAGGACUGCAGGGGUCCCCCUGAUAGGCGCGGCCCUCACCCCGACUUUCCUGACGACUUCAGCAGACCAGAUGACUUCCACCCUGACAAGCGCUUUGGCCACCGGUUACGUGAAUUUGAGGGACGAGGAGGACCUUUACCCCAAGAAGAGAAGUGGAGGCGUGGGGGCCCUGGGCCUCCAUUUCCGCCUGAUCACAGGGAAUUCAGCGAGGGGGAUGGCCGGGGCACAGCCCGGGGGCCUCCAGGAGCAUGGGAAGGCCGCAGACCUGGAGAUGAACGAUUUCCCCGGGACCCAGAGGACCCACGCUUUCGGGGGCGCAGAGAAGAAAGCUUUAGAAGAGGAGCCCCCCCAAGACAUGAAGGCCGUGCUCCCCCCAGAGGACGGGACAAUUUUCCUGGUCCAGAGGACUUUGGUCCAGAGGAGAAUUUUGAUGCAUCUGAUGAAGCAGCUCGAGGGCGAGAUCUCAGAGGUCGAGGUCGGGGAACUCCACGAGGAGGAAGGAAGGGCCUGCUUCCCACUCCUGAUGAGUUCCCUCGCUUCGAAGGAGGACGGAAACCAGAUUCCUGGGAUGGAAAUAGAGAGCCUGGACCCGGUCAUGAACAUUUCCGUGACCCUCCUCGCCCUGAUCAUGCCCCUCAUGAUGGUCACUCCCCAGCUAGUAGAGAACGGUCUUCAUCUCUCCAAGGCAUGGACAUGGCUUCUCUGCCUCCUCGAAAGCGCCCCUGGCAUGAUGGGUUAGGGACCUCUGAGCACAGAGAAAUGGAAGCCCCGGGGGGUCCCUCAGAGGAUCGAAGUGGCAAAGGCCGAGGGGGCCCAGGACCUUCGCAGAGAGUGCCAAAAUCUGGUCGUUCCAGCUCCUUGGAUGGAGAUCAUCACGAUGGAUAUCACAGAGAUGAACCUUUUGGGGGUCCUCCAGGCAGUGGUACUUCUUCUAGAGGGGGCCGGAGUGGCAGCAAUUGGGGUAGAGGGAGUAAUAUGAACUCUGGCCCACCUAGGCGAGGAACUUCAAGGGGUGGUGGACGGGGUCGGUAGAAAUUUGGACUGACUAGCCCUAGGCCUCUCUGGACAGUAUUUAAGACCUUCCUGUGGACUUAACCAAGAGCAACAAAAGGAAGCCGCACUAUGUCGCACCAUGAACUCUUUCUGGAGCAGUUGAAACCCAGGAGCCCCAAUUGAGGUCUUCAAGAUGAAGAGACUGCUGCUGGCUACCCAGAGUAGCUAGCUUUGUUUUGUCCUGUAUGUCCUCACUGCCCUAACUCCCCCAUUGUUUUGUGAAGAUAAAAGCUGGAAUUCUUUUUUUUUUUAAGUGUCACAAGACAUGGAGCACCUCUACAAAUUUAAGUUCAUGUCCUAUUGGAAAUUUGUUUCUAUAUGUACAGUUUGUCAGAGAAAAAACAUUUUUUGUAUGAAUACAGAAUGUGAUUUACGCAAGAAUUAACAAAAAAAAAAAAAACCCAGUUGUGAA
Messenger RNA from Suncus etruscus (white-toothed pygmy shrew), 4718 nucleotides. RefSeq names its product WD repeat domain 33 (gene WDR33). Gene Ontology annotation, cellular component: mRNA cleavage and polyadenylation specificity factor complex. The transcript has 23 exons. Gene Ontology annotation, molecular function: protein binding. The record is from RefSeq and is a predicted model, not a curated record. Lineage: Eukaryota; Metazoa; Chordata; Mammalia; Eulipotyphla; Soricidae. Bases 275 to 4285 code for a protein of 1336 amino acids.